Beta vulgaris subsp. vulgaris (sugar beet) is the source of this 5335-nucleotide messenger RNA. RefSeq lists its product as uncharacterized. NCBI's taxonomy places the organism in Eukaryota, Viridiplantae, Streptophyta, Magnoliopsida, Caryophyllales, Amaranthaceae. Gene Ontology annotation, molecular function: protein phosphatase 1 binding; protein phosphatase regulator activity. The record is from RefSeq and is a predicted model, not a curated record. Gene Ontology annotation, cellular component: plasma membrane. The transcript has 9 exons. Bases 159 to 5003 code for a protein of 1614 amino acids.
AAGAAAAAGAACAAAAACGGCCUAUUAUUUUCCAAAAGAAGCAUCUGUAGACUGUACAUAAUCUUAAUAUAUAUGCAUACUACGUGACAUUAUCCUGCAACAGAUCAUUAAAGACAACUUAAAAACCCACAAAAUUUCUCGUGAGAUUGUCUAUCAUAAUGGGGUACAUGCAGUACUCCAUUUACGAGGCGGCCCUAGAAGGAGAUACAAGCGUGUUAGAAGAUGCCGCUAUUGCAGAAAGAGGGGAGGCUGAAUACCUGUUAUUGACGCCUCAUCCAGGGAACAAUCUUCUCCACAUAGCAGCUCGGCAUGGUCACUUAGCAUUUAUCAGAAAAGCUGUCGCUCGGUUUCCGGAUCUUCUCCGUGGGAAGAAUGAAUAUGAUAACACACCCCUCCAUGAGGCUGCAAAGGUGGGAACUAAGGAAAAUGUUGAGCUCCUUAUUUCCCACCUACAAAAAAAUGAAUUUACUAGAAGUAUUAAACGGAAAAAAACUACUACUACGGCUAUACCGCCAUAUGUAUUGGAGAGGAAUAGGGAUGGAGAUACGCCAUUUCAUGUUGCACUUAGAUUCCACAACUUGGCUGCAGCUGAGGUGUUGUUUGGAGAAGCUACAACGGAAAUCUUGGUAGUCGAGAGCAAUUCAGGGGAGACUCCCAUGCAUCUUUAUGUCCGAUGUUGCCCUGAUCUUCCCCGGCCAGUUGAGGAGAAGCAAAAACUUAUUGAUAUAAUGAUGAGAGCAAAUCCUUGGACAAUCUUCAAACCUGAUUCAAACGGGUUAAGCCCUCUAAUGAGAGCUGCUGGGUACGGUCGUGUCCAUUUAAUCUUGAACAUUUGUAACACUUACAAACAGUCAUUACACUAUCGUGACUCGAAAGAAAGAAGCUUCUUGCACUACUUGAGGCUACAAAUGGGUGAUUUGAAUGCAAGAGACAGAGAUAAUACUCUUUGGAUUUGUGAGAAGAUUCUACAAGUGGAUGGAGUUGAUACUCUAACAUUCUCAUCAUGUGACGAAGAUGGAAAUACACCAUUACAUUCGGCCAUUUUGGAUCGAGAUUUUGAGCUCACAGAAUUGAUCCUUAAACAUUGUGUCAAGGCUCGAAGAAAGAAGCGGAAAUUGGAGUUGAUUGUGAACAUUAAGAAUAAUGAGGGGAAGACGGCCUUUGACUUAAUUUCAUCAUUCGGAGAAGUAAAUUCUGAAAACCAGCUCGGAUCACUUAAAAAUCUGAUGGAACAAGCUAGUAUAGGAACAGAAAUGGACGAGGAGUUGUACGAGGCAGCUAAAAAUAAGGAUGUGAAUAUGUUGAGCAGACAAGAUAAAGAUGAUGACUAUUUUCUUUCUCGAAACAAUGCUGGAAGCAAUAUCAUUCACAUAGCUCUACAAAAUGAUAAAGGAUUCAUAGAUGGGCAAAGCAAAUGCAUUGUAUCAUUCAUUAAAGAAGCUAUGGAAAGAUUUCCAACUCUUAUGUACGAGAAAGACUUUAAUGGUGAUACCCCAUUGCACAUUGCUGCUAAGAUUCAGCUUGCGAUAAACUAUAUCUGGGAAAUAGCGAUUGAGCAUUGGCGUAAGAACAAUAAGCUUCGUCUUGCGCCGCCAUGGAAACUCAAAAAUUCAAGAGGCCAAACGCCGCUUCACGAAGCCGCACAUACUAGUUUAACACAACUUUCAGCUUUAUACGAUCAUGUUCCUCCAGAAGCACUCUCAGAUGUAAAUGAUGAGAGUGAAAAUGUCUAUCAUUUAAUUGCAAGACACUCAGAUCUUCCUGAUACACAUCCUGUGUUCGUUAGAGAUGCUGCGUACAUGCGUGAUGUAGAAGGGUUAACUCCAGCUUCAAGAGCAGCACAAAUUGGUCAGCUUGUUUUACUUAAGGGGCUUUUUCAUGAUCAUGCUCAAUCAUCAUACAUCAGAGAUUACAAAGGCAGAACAAUGUUACACCAUCUAGCAACUUCUGACAUUAAACAUCGCGCGGUAGAGUUACCCUCGUUGUUAGCCAAUGAUUUGCACAACCUCUUGUUCAUGCAAGAUGAUGAUGGAAACACACCAUUACAUCUUGCCAUCAUUCAUCAGAACUUUGAACUUGCACAGUUUUAUAUCAAAGAGUUUGCUAAGGUAGCAAAAUCACUGAGGGAUACCAGCACAUUGCACUAUAAGAUGGAGAUUUUAAUGCAGAAUAUGGGUAGCAAAGAUGGAAAGUCAAUCAAGGACUUAAUUGAAUGUGGAACAGACAUUCCUAGAAACCUGAAGAAACUGAUAGAACCAGAUGCAGGAAGACCUAAAUUGGAUGACCAGGUUUAUAAGGCAGCUGCAACAGGACAAAGUUAUGUGCUUCUGAAUAUGGUUGAUGAAGAACUUAUUAGGCAAUGUGAGUUGCAUACCCAUGAUGGUAGUAAUAUCAUUCACAUUGCCCUUCGACAUCAUCGUAUCGACUUCAUCAAGGAUGUAUUUGCAAAGUAUGUAUCUAUGAAGUAUUCAUCUAAGGACUAUAGAUCGAUUUUCGAGUUUCUCUAUAAGAAAGACUCCAGAGGAGAUACGCCUUUACACAUUGCUGCAGGGCUUCAAAAUUCUGUAGCAUUCGAGUUUUUUAUGUUGUGUCUCUAUGCUUACAAUAUAACCCGAUUUUUCUAUAUUCAUUCCCUGCCGCCGUGGACUGUGAGAAAUUCAAAAGGAAAUACAUUCCAACAUGAAGCAGCACGGUCGUGUACUUACGACGUCAUGUCUUUACCAUCUAAUGUUUCUCCUUACAUUCUCGAGGUUGUCAAUAACCUUGAUGAGACUGUUCUUCAUGUUAUAGCAAAAUAUGCCACUUAUGCCGCCGCAAAGGAUUUCCUAGAAAAACAUUCGAAACACAUGAAGUCUCUUGUCUACGUACGUGAUUGGGAGGGCUUCACUCCCGUUUUAAGAGCAGUGCAAUUUGGCCGACUAGGGAUGGCUAGAUUUCUUAUUCAACAGCACCCUGGAUCAGUUGAUAUUUCAGACAAUAGAGGUAGAACUGUUUUGCACCAUUUGAAGGAUUUGGUGGCAGACCUUGUUGAUGACUUUAAAGACAUAUUACCAGUUUGGAAGGAUUUUUUAAAACCUUCAGAAGUUGAUAAGCUCAGAACAGCUCAAGAUGAUGACGGCAAUACACCUUUGCACUUAGCCAUUAUGAAUGCCGAGUUUACUAAAACAAAAUUUUUCAUAGAGCUAUGUCUCCAGUCAGAAACCAAAAGAGAAUUGGACAUCGUCAACAAUGAUGGUCACUCGAUUUUUGAUCUACUCUCAUCAAAAGCCACUCAUAUACCAAUCAUGAAAGAAUUGGAACCAAUGGUAAACAGAAGUUAUAUCAAAGAGAGAGACUUAAUUGAUGAGAUGAUGGAUGAAACAGUAUAUAAGGCAGCAAUAAAAGGGGAAAUUCAAAUAUUCAGCAAAGUUCCAAACGAUGUAGAAACUGGACUUGUUGAUAUAGCUCAGUUUACUCGUCAAACACCAGGUGGAAGCAAUAUAGUUCAUAUUGCCUUAAGACAUGGGACCUCAAACGUAGAGAAAUUUGUUGAGAUUGCUCUACGAGAUUUCCCUAUUCUUAGCAUGCGACCAGAUAGCAACGGAGACACGCCGCUUCAUCUCGCUGCGAAGUCGAAGAGUGAGGUUCUACUAAAAUUACUAAUACAAGCAUCCAAAACUUUUCUGAAUAAACUGGAUGAUCAAGGUAGAACUUUUCAUGUUGCACCAUGGGCGGUAAAAAAUUACAAAGGCAGUUUUCCGAUUCACGAGGCGUUGCAGGCUGAUAACUUGAUUGCUGCUAAAGCUUUGCUAAUUUGCGACAAUGAGGCCUCUUCUCGUGUUAAUGAUUUAGGAGAGACUCCACUCCAUGCUUUUGCCAAAAAUGGUUUUUCGUCUGAUGAUGUUGAAACAAACGAAUUUGUUAAAAAAUUGAUUGCCUUAAACAAUCAAGCAGCAUAUAAGCGAGAUGAUGAAGGCCUCACACCGCUACUAAGUGCAGCAAGAUCAGGUCGUUUUCAAGUUGCACGAAGUAUACUUAAAAUUUGCCCUCAAUCAGCAUACUUGCGAGAUCUAGGGGGCAGGACCUUUUUGCAUCUCUUGCAUUUUACAGGUGAUGAUAUUGAUGAAAGUUUGGAUGGGACUUUUAAAAGCGCGGGAAAGCAGUUAUUUGAUAUCCCUGAAGCAGAUGCACAGAGAUUGGUGCAAGAUUAUGAGGGGAAUACACCCCUACAUUAUGCUAUUAAGACUCACAAUUCUAUCGUUGCAAUCGUAUUAACUCAAAGGUGUUUAGAAGAUGAAAACCAAAGAGAACUUGGAUUGUUGAAUAAAGAGGGUCAGGCAAUUCCAGAUUUACUUGCAUCGCAUGAUGUUCCUAACGAGAUUAUAGAGCUGUUCCGGAAGAAAGUGCCGAAGGCAGUUUACUUAGCCAGAAGUUCUUAUGGUAUUCGUAAAACGGAAAUGAAAGAGUCGGCCAAUGCUCUCUCCGUGGUUGCUGGCUUGUUGGCAACCAUAACUUUUGCAGCCGCAUUUCAAGUUCCUGGUGGAUUUGAUGGUGAUGAUGGUUCCCCUAUCCUUCUGAAAAAGCCAGCAUUCGUUGUUUUCGUUGUGGCAAAUACCAUUGCAAUGUGUUGCUCUAUGCUUUGCCUAUUUUUACUCCUUUGGGUAAUGGGUAUUGGUAAAAUUCACGGCUCACUCAUGGUAUUAGAUAUCUCUAUAAUCCUGCUUCGAUUAUCAUUCUACCUCACACUGCUGGCUUUCACAAUGGGCGUGUUUGUGAAUACUGUGAAAAAGAAUUUAUGGUUGGCUAUCUUGGUCUGUGUACUCUCCUUUCUUACAUUCCUUCUCACGUGGAAAAAUUUCAUCCAGCUAGUCACUCAAUAUGGAACGCGCGCUAUUACUACAAUAAAGAAGUUUGAAAAAAUUGUGAAGUCAUCCAUAGCCAAGUGCAUGAAUACAAGGUUAAGACAACAACAUUUAAGUCUAUCUCGAGCUGAUACAGAAGAGGCAAAUGCAGCAAACCAGUGAACAAUAAGUAAGAAGAUUAAUGCAACUAAUUUGUAAGGUUUGUAUGUUCUACUAUUGGAUAUUGCAAAUAAUUUGGGCCAUUUGCGGCAACAUGGUUCACAUAUGUUGAGAAUUGAUUCAAAUUCUUGGCCAUUAACUAUGAUUGGUCUUCUCCCAGUUACAAAAUUUAAGGUGUUUUGUAAGAAGUUAUUUUGGUUGAUGUUUAUUGCAGUCAUUAGUGAGUGGCAUUCCAAAUUCCUAGCUAAGUCAGUUUUGUUUUUCAAGUCUUAUAAAAGGUCGUGAUUGUAAUCAGUUUUGGUGUGUGAGUGAAUAAAAUACAGCCUUCACAUAAA